AUGCUUAAUAAUGGUUUAGACGCGCAAUCGGAACCAAGAUACCAUGUCGGAAGCAUAGCCGAUGAAUGUCGUGGUGUAGUAGCGGUCGCGGAAGUCCUGGGGUAUUUGUUGGUGGAUUUGGAAUUAAUGCAGGGUGUCGAGCUGGGUGCUGGUGUGGAAGUUGGUGGAAGGGUCGAGGUGGUGGUAGCAUUGGAGUUGGGUAUGCCGAACAGUUCUCGUGGAAGUGACUGGAGCAGCGGAGGCAAAGACAUGUCUGCCUUGGUGGAUACCGUAUUUGAGUCAUCGGAUAAGCUAGUGCUUGCGAAAGAAUACAGGAGCAAAAUGAAGUUCAUCGAGCAGCAUGUGAUAGCCUCACAUGCGUUCGACAUUACGCGCGGAACCUACUCAGAUAGAUCAGUGCCGAAGUCCAUAGGCACAAUGAACCGGGACCAGGCACAAACCAUGCAUCACCAGUUCAAGACGCAUACGCCUCGACCCGCCUGCUCUUCUAGCUGCCUUCUCAGACCUGCCACCGUAUCUCGGACUUCGGGCGCGCUGACGGACAUUACGAAACAUGACAGAUGCGAAGCAUGCAACAUAUGUGCCAACUCGGCUUUGCAAAAUGCCGCUGCUAUCGGCUUUGUGUCCAGGGCGCCCGAUGAACCUCGACGUGAUCGAGAUGCCUGGAUCAGCGGCUUUCUCAUGUCUGCGAACACUUCCGAGAGAUGGCUUUAUCAGAACGAUCUCAUCGGAAUAUGCAGUACUUACAGUACCUCUGCUGCGCUACGCCAGCGGUUGGAGCCGCAUUUCUCCACCUUGCUGCAUGCUGUUGACAGAAUCUCGACCUUGAGCCUUCGCAGCUCUCAGCUUAUUCUUCCAGAACACCAAGACUUCCACGUGCUGCAAUUGCAUGGCAAAUUUCACUCGCCUCAUUGCUUCGAGUUGCUGAUGAGUACAGCCAUCGCGUCGCGUCGCGUCGUGUCUGGUAUCAUCGAUCGUCGCGAUACACCAUGGCGUCGUCCUCAACCCCAUCCACUUCUGAUUCCACUACGCGACGCCCUUCGAGCGUCUGGCGUCAUUGAAAGAAUGGGCGGAGGAGAAGAAGAUGGUGACGCCUGGAGAGGGUGGCACAUUGGCGACAGGCAUAGGCGUUGGGUGGAGAAGCGGAAGGCGAAGAAAGAUGCCAAGCGGAAUGCGAGCGUGCCACCUUAUGAGCCCAAAUCGGCAUACGGAACGGAGGAUGGCAUGGUCGCGGUCGCCUCGGGCAUGGGUUUAGAAGGGUUCGGUAUUACUGAACCGCGCACUCCGGCAUGCGAUCAGUAUUUGAUGUCUUCAGCACGGGAGUUUGAGGCACCGGGGUGCAGGAGCUGCGAGGAGCACUGUGAGGAGCUCGAGGGGUUGGCUGUCGCUAUGGUGAUGUGCGCGCCCAACGAGCAUCUUAUGCUCAUCAGCUGGAGCGAAGUCAUGUGGGAUUGA
Molecule: messenger RNA, 1455 nt
Organism: Pseudocercospora fijiensis CIRAD86
Lineage: Eukaryota; Fungi; Ascomycota; Dothideomycetes; Mycosphaerellales; Mycosphaerellaceae
Exons: 16
Coding region: 1-1455 (484 amino acids)
Source: RefSeq, a predicted model, not a curated record